ACGCCGGUUUCCCUGUCGUGGUGGCGGCCCCUUUUCUCGUCGCACACGGCCGUCGGGCGCCGGAGGAUAUGGCAUCAGCGGUGACCUGAGGCUCCGCAGGUGGCACUCAUCAUGGAUGCAAUUGGUUUGGGUUUCGUGGGGCGCGGAUGUUGUUUAGAUGCCAAGGCGGGGCUUGAAGUGUUGGGAAUUCGAUGGAUGCAGGCAUACGGCCUCUUGGCGUAGGAUGUGUUGGCCGAGGUUACUCUCUUAUCUGUUUUGAUACGAUUGAUAAAUAAAUUGGCUCCCGAAGAGCCGGAGAACAUACCGAGUUGCAAUUUCUGGGUAUCGUCUCUCUGAAGUCUGAACCCAACCACGAGUCCUAUGCUGGUUCUGUUUUGUGUGCUAUCAAUCUACCAUAAUGAUAUUCAGUUAGAGUUGGUCUUGGCCAGGCCAUGAAGUUUGUAUCAACGUCCACAUGGAAAUGGCCAAGACUACAAAUGGGCGGUCCAUCUGUUUGGAUUUACGCAACAAAAAUUGCAAGUCAGGAACCGUGGGAGCUAUGGAUUAAGAAAUAGGCCAAACUGUUCAGGGCCUGACACAAAUAUGGGGAGCAUGGAUGCACAAACUUGAAACUUGUGCAUCAUAUACCGGUCUUGAAGCUCCAAAAUAAGUAGAUGAAAAGAGGGAAGCAGUUUCACAAUGCUGGAAGUACGAAUUAAAUCAAGACCGAUCUUUGGGAGGCUCCUUUAGGAUAGGUCAGUCUCAAGGAAGUUUGCAGAGACAUCAUUUGACAAAUUUGCUCAGACCAGCCGCUGCAGCUAUUUCAGUUGAACAAGAUGAAGCUAAUACUUAUCUUCCAAAAGGUAAUAUGUGGUCUGUGCACAAGUUUGGCGGAACCUGUAUGGGAACACCUCAAAGAAUUCAGAGUGUUGCUGACAUAGUUCUUGGUGAUUCUUCUGAGAGAAAACUGAUCAUUGUUUCCGCAAUGUCCAAAGUCACUGACAUGAUGUACAACCUUGUACAUAAGGCUCAAUCAAGGGAUGAUUCGUAUACCAUAGCACUAGAAGAAGUUUUUGAGAAGCAUAUGGCUGCAGCAAAGAAUCUUCUUGAUGGAGAAGACCUUGCAAGAUUCUUGUCUCAAUUGCACUCAGACAUCAGCAACUUGCGAGCAAUGCUCCAUGCUAUUUAUAUAGCUGGGCAUGCGACAGAAUCUUUCUCUGACUUUGUUGUUGGGCAUGGAGAGUUGUGGUCUGCUCAUAUGUUAUCUUAUGCAAUAAAGAAGUCUGGGACACCCUGCAGUUGGAUGGAUACAAGAGAAGUUCUAGUUGUAAAACCCAGUGGAUCUAAUCAGGUUGAUCCUGAUUACUUAGAAUCUGAGAAGCGACUUCAGAAAUGGUUUUCUCGACAACCAGCUGAAAUAAUAGUUGCUACGGGCUUUAUUGCGAGUACAGCAGAAAACAUUCCUACGACUCUAAAAAGGGAUGGAAGUGAUUUCUCAGCAGCCAUAAUUGGUUCUCUUGUCAGGGCACGCCAGGUCACUAUCUGGACUGAUGUUGAUGGGGUAUUUAGUGCAGAUCCUAGAAAAGUUAGUGAGGCUGUGAUCUUAAGCACAUUAUCCUACCAGGAGGCCUGGGAAAUGUCAUAUUUUGGGGCAAAUGUGUUGCAUCCGCGCACGAUUAUACCUGUGAUGAAAGACAACAUUCCCAUUGUUAUUAGGAACAUGUUCAAUGUCUCUGCCCCCGGAACCGUGAUCUGCAAACAGCCUGCCAAUGAAAAUGGUGAUUUAGAUGCUUGUGUCAAAUCAUUUGCUACUAUAGAUAACUUGGCCCUUGUCAAUGUUGAAGGAACUGGAAUGGCUGGUGUUCCAGGUACAUCAAGUACCAUAUUUAGUGCUGUAAAAGAUGUUGGAGCUAAUGUUAUCAUGAUAUCUCAGGCUAGCAGUGAACAUUCGGUAUGCUUUGCUGUUCCAGAAAAGGAAGUUGCUGCAGUGUCUGCAGCCUUGCAUGUUAGGUUUCGUGAGGCGUUAGCAGCAGGGAGGCUAUCUAAGGUCGAAGUUAUCAAUGGUUGCAGCAUUCUUGCUGCUGUUGGCCUGAGGAUGGCCAGCACUCCUGGAGUCAGUGCAAUACUUUUUGAUGCAUUAGCAAAGGCAAAUAUUAAUGUACGAGCAAUAGCUCAAGGUUGCAGUGAAUACAAUAUUACUGUUGUAUUGAAGCAAAAAGAUUGUGUAAGGGCUCUGAGAGCUGCUCACUCAAGGUUCUUCCUCUCGAAGACUACACUUGCUGUUGGUAUCAUCGGACCUGGUUUGGUUGGUGGGACACUCCUUAACCAGCUGAGGGAUCAGGCUGCUGUUCUCAAGGAAAAUUUGAACAUUGAUCUGCGUGUCAUGGGAAUAACUGGCUCUAGUACGAUGCUUUUGAGUGACACAGGAAUAGACUUAACCCAGUGGAAAGAGCUGCUACGAAAGGAAGCAGAACCAGCUGAUCUUGCUAAUUUUGUUCGCCAUUUGUCCGAUAAUCAUGUGUUUCCAAACAAAGUUUUGGUGGACUGCACUGCAGAUACAAGUGUGGCAUCCCGCUAUUAUGAUUGGUUAAAGAAGGGUAUCCAUGUCAUCACGCCGAAUAAGAAAGCAAAUUCUGGGCCACUUGAUCGGUACCUGAAACUACGAACUCUGCAGCGUGCAUCAUAUACUCAUUACUUUUAUGAAGCAACUGUUGGCGCCGGUCUCCCAAUCAUUAGCACCCUGCGAGGUCUUCUAGAGACAGGUGACAAGAUACUGCGUAUUGAGGGGAUUUUCAGUGGAACUUUGAGUUAUAUUUUUAACAAUUUUGAAGGAACAAGGACCUUUAGUGAUGUCGUUGCUGAAGCAAAAGAGGCUGGAUACACCGAACCUGAUCCAAGAGAAGAUCUAUCUGGAACUGAUGUUGCCAGAAAGGUCAUUAUACUUGCACGGGAAUCUGGUCUGAAGCUUGAACUUUCUGAUAUUCCUGUGAAGAGCCUUGUACCAGAGGCACUUGCUUCAUGCUCGUCGGCAGAUGAAUUCAUUCAAAAGCUACCAUCCUUCGAUCAGGACUGGGCCAGGCAACGCAGUGAUGCCGAUGCUGCAGGCGAAGUCCUGCGUUAUGUCGGCGUCGUGGAUACGGUGUACAAGAAGGGACAGGUGGAGCUGCGGAGGUACAAGAGGGACCACCCAUUCGCGCAGCUCUCUGGCUCCGACAACAUCAUCGCGUUCACCACCUCGAGGUACAAGGAGCAGCCGCUGAUCGUGCGGGGGCCGGGCGCAGGCGCCGAGGUGACGGCCGGAGGCGUGUUCUGCGACAUCCUGCGGCUGGCGUCUUACCUCGGCGCUCCCUCGUAGGGUUGCUGAGUCCCGUGACAAGUUAUUUUCAGAGGCAGACGGACACCAUUGUCCUGCAUGUCUCCGGACUGGGGUACGCACAACAUUGGCUCGUAUAUCGGAAAUAAGGUCUGUUGGGCUUUAGAAUAGCUGGCCAGGUGUUGUUUUUGCCACCGAAUUCAGAUUUCUUUGGAUUGACAAUGAAGUAGCGAUGCAAUAAUAUUUGCUUGUGCCGCAACGAA
Phragmites australis (common reed) is the source of this 3555-nucleotide messenger RNA. RefSeq names its product bifunctional aspartokinase/homoserine dehydrogenase 2, chloroplastic. Gene Ontology annotation, molecular function: homoserine dehydrogenase activity; NADP binding; aspartate kinase activity. The record is from RefSeq and is a predicted model, not a curated record. The coding region runs from base 848 to 3334 and encodes 828 amino acids. The transcript is spliced from 19 exons. NCBI's taxonomy places the organism in Eukaryota, Viridiplantae, Streptophyta, Magnoliopsida, Poales, Poaceae. Gene Ontology annotation, biological process: L-homoserine biosynthetic process; aspartate family amino acid biosynthetic process.